GUGGACGAGAAAAAAAAAGCUUGAUAAAAUAUUAUAUACGGAUUGUGCAGAAACUCUGACUUGUCUUGUGUGGAAACUGCGAUGACCCGUCAAGCUGAUGGAGGAGGGUAAACGCAAUAGUGAAAGUGUUUGGGUUUUGGUCACAAUUAACACACAGCUCUCUGUAACGUUUAGCUUCUUUCAUUUCACGAGCUUUGUUCUUGAUGGUCACGUUUUGGUUCAUGGAGAUUCUAGUGGGAGGCAAGUCCAACACAUGGAAAGUUCCAGAGUCUACAGAAGAAACACUAAACCAAUGGUCAGAGAGGACAAGAUUCAAAAUUGGAGACUCUCUCUUGUGGAAAUACAAUGCGGAGAAUGACUCAGUGAUGCAAGUGAGUCAAAAAGACUACGAGAGAUGCGACAGAUCAGAACCUAUAAGAGGAUACAAAGAUGGUCACACAAAGAUAGAGCUAAAGAGAUCAGGUCCGUUUUACUUCAUCAGUGGCGAAGAAGGGUAUUGCCAAAGAGGAGAGAAGCUUCUUGUUGUUGUCUUGUCUCCAAAUCACAACAGAAGCUAUGCAGCUGAUGCUCCUUUAACCGCUCCGGUCACAAAAAACAAGGGAAGUGAUCAUGUUCUGAUCAACCAAGCACAAAGAUCCAUUGCAACUGUUUGUUUCCUUGUUCUUCCAUUAGUCCUUUUGGUUUAGUCUUCUUAACUCUUUGAUCACUGUAAUGCAAUCACUGCAUGGAACAAUGUAACAUGACCCAAAUUGGUUCAGACAAUAAUUUUUAUUUUGUCAACUA
Molecule: messenger RNA, 783 nt
Organism: Brassica rapa (field mustard)
Lineage: Eukaryota; Viridiplantae; Streptophyta; Magnoliopsida; Brassicales; Brassicaceae
Product: early nodulin-like protein 1
Cellular component (GO): plasma membrane
Molecular function (GO): electron transfer activity
Source: RefSeq, a predicted model, not a curated record